Molecule: messenger RNA, 1368 nt
Organism: Cladophialophora psammophila CBS 110553
Lineage: Eukaryota; Fungi; Ascomycota; Eurotiomycetes; Chaetothyriales; Herpotrichiellaceae
Exons: 2
Coding region: 1-1368 (455 amino acids)
Molecular function (GO): lyase activity
Source: RefSeq, a predicted model, not a curated record
AUGGCGACGCUCCGCCUCGCGGCCUGGAGCACGUCUCUACAAUUCAGCGACCUGCCCGAGCCAGUCACCCAGGCCGCCGUGCGGAGUUUCUACAACUGGACGGGCUGCGCGCUGGGCGGCUCGAACCAUCCGACGACCACGACAGCGCUCAAGGCCCUCGCGCCAUUCUUUGGAAAGCCCACGUCCAGCAUCCUGGGUCAUUCCGACGACAAGGACAAGGACAACAUCGGCAGCGCAGACGCCUCCCACGCGGCUUUGAUCAACGGCAUCGCCUCGCACGUCCAUGACUACGACGAUACACAUCUGGAGACCAUCAUCCACCCCACGGGCCCGGUGGCGAGCGCAUUGCUCGCGCAGGCCGAGGCGCUGGGAAAACCCGUCGUGGGAGAGGAAUUUAUCCUGGCCCUGGUGACGGGCAUAGAGGCCGAGUGCAAAGCUGGGUUGGCCGUGUGGCCUAAGCAUUAUGACAUCGGUUGGCACAUCACAUCGACCACCGGCGCGAUCGGUGCUGCCGUCGCGGUGGGCAAACUGCUCAAUCUCACUACCAAGCAAAUGGCCCACGCCAUUGGCAUCGCCGCCACGCAAGUCACCGGUCUCCGAGAGAUGUUCGGUUCGGACACGAAAUCCUUCCACGUGGGCCGGUCGGCGCAGAACGGGCUCAUGGCCGCCACCCUCGCAUCAAAGGGGUAUACCUCUUCAACACAGGCCCUGGAAGCCAAACGCGGUUGGGUCAAUGUGGUGAGCGAGACGCAUAACCUGGACGAGGUAAUGCCGACAUUGGGGAAAGUGUGGGAGACGGAGAAGAACUCGUUCAAGCCGUUCCCCUGCGGGAUAGUCGUCCAUCCGAUCAUCGACGGGUGUAUCCAGCUGCACCGGGAUAUGCAAGAGCAAGGGCUAUCCGCGCGGGAGAUCAAGAACAUAAAGUGCAAGGUCCACCCGCUGGUCCUGGAGUUGACGGGCAAGAAGACGCCCCAGGACGGCCUGCAGGCCAAGUUCAGCGUCUACCACGGCGGGGCGGUGGGCCUCGUGCUGGGUAAGGCCGGACCGGCACAGUACGAGGACAACGUGGUCACCAGCCCCGAGAUCGUUUCGGUCAGGGACAAGAUCGCCGCCACGGCGGACGCAACGCUGGGCACAGAUGAGGCAGAGAUCGUAGUCGAGUUCACCAGCCCAAGCAGCGCGCUCACGAAGCACGUCAAGCACGCCAUCGGCAGCCUCGAGGUGCCCAUGACGGAUGCACAGUUGCAAGAGAAGUUCAUCGAUCAAGUGAGUCCCGUGCUAGGGACCGAGGGGGCCAAGAAGGCCAGCGACGCGGCGUUGGCGUUGAGGGCAGUUGUGGAUGUUGCUGGGAUGGCGAAGACGUUAUGA